Messenger RNA from Candidozyma haemuli, 2058 nucleotides. It is a transcript of the gene FGR47, whose product is annotated as Fgr47p. Bases 1 to 2058 code for a protein of 685 amino acids. The transcript has 2 exons. The record is from RefSeq and is a predicted model, not a curated record. NCBI's taxonomy places the organism in Eukaryota, Fungi, Ascomycota, Pichiomycetes, Serinales, Metschnikowiaceae.
AUGUCGUCCCUUAAGAGGCCUCUUCCAGAACAGUUGCCUACGCCCGAGGAAUUGGCCCGGGUGUUUAAAAGGCCUGCUCUAGAGCUGCCUGACCAGCCUGAACAGCAGCCAAAGUCAAUGGCUCCACUUCCACCGCCACAAGUCAACCUAGAAAAAGCACUAGAUGCUCCGCUUAGACAUGGCGUUCCGGCUACGAUAAUGCCUGUUUUAUAUCCUCCUUACGGUCCUCAUGAUUUUUUUUCAGACCUCCACAGCUACUCGGAUGAGGAAGCCGUGCAGAGAAAAGCACAGAUUAAUCAAAUAAUGCAUAGGUUUCCACCUCCAGCACAGCCAUUAAUACCGAAUGAGCUGCCUGCUAAUGAUGGUGGCAUUGCUGUGCCUUUUAUAUUUCCUCCAGUGCCACUCCUUCGACCAGACUUCUACUUGAAUGAUACACUCUUGAGACCGGUACCAAACCAGACAACUGCUUCUGUGUCUCCACCUACGCCUUAUGCACCUCAAUCAGCAGAUAAUAAGAGACUUGGAAUGGAACAUCAGACGAUCUGGCCUGUUAUUCCUCCUCUACCGUUUCCACCGCCUAAUUACAUGCCAUAUCCAUUAAUAGCACAUAAGGCGCCACUAACGCCUGGGGAGGUUUUCGAGGAAUGGAUAGCAGCACUGGAACACUUACCAAGAGUAGAUAUGGUAGUGGCUAGUGCUGCUGGCUCGAUGGUGGAUAUAAGAAGUCAGUCCGAGGCUUUGGGCUUCGAUAUCGAGAAGCUAGAUAAAUGGAUGAAACAGAGACAACAGGAAUCGGAUCCCGAGGCUGAAGAAGGUGUCAAGAGUGAAAAUGAGCUGGACGAAGACCAGGAUGACUACUUGGCGUAUGUUAAUCAGGUGGAUACCACAGAUGUCUUUGACAUCUAUGGUAAGGAUAGGGAGAAUAUUGUUGUUGUUAAUUCAGACCUACGCAAUGAGUAUUUGAAUGUUGCACAUGAAACCACAGAAGGAACUGAGGUUCAGCAUCCAAAGACACAUGAAUGGUCUAAGGAAGAUGUUCCAGAAGGUGCUUCUGAUGUCACCCCACGUCAGAACUUCUUGAAGUAUGGUAAAGAUGUUGUUCAUGCCACUGGUGGCACAAAAGAUAAGAGAAGAAAAGAUCUUUUAGAGUCAACUAACGCCUUAAACAGAUUCACCGAACGGAAUAGGCGCCAGUUAUAUUUUGCUCGCAAGCUUCAACUUCUAAACCGUUUGCGUACACUUCAAAACGCAAGAGUUUCUCUCGAUGAUGAAAAUAUGUCAGUUGAUGACGAUGAGUUCGAAGAUUACUUUAGAAAAAGAAAAAUGAGCGCAGCUCUUUUGUUUUACCAAUCAUCCAACAGCACAUAUAAAGGGCUCAACAGAAUCGUCAUCAACAAACUACGCAAGCUCAAAUACUUUCUUGAACAUCAGCAGCUGGUCUUUGCUGGUAUCGUGUCGAAUGGACUGGACCCAGAGAUCUUGAACUUGCGAAGCAAAGAAAGUGCCAACUUGAUGAACUCAUUUGUCGACCAAGACUUCUCCAGCGACGUCAAGCAGGUGUUCAGAAAUGCUACAAUGAACGAAGACAGAGGAUUGCCAACGGUAUCAAAUCCACCUGACGUGAACGUCUCCAGCUUCAAUAAGGUUUACACCAAUAGAGAGCACUCGCCUCUGGUGAAUGAUUACAUGCCAUUGGCUACAGAGGAAGAGUUCAAGCUUGUUACUGGCGAUGCACCAUCUAAAUUGAAUACCAAAGAUCAAGCUCUCAAGGGCAAAGUCGCAAGACACCAAAUCUUCCAGAGUCCAUUAUAUGAAAGGCUUACUUCUGGUUCUGAUUCGAAUGCUUCCGACAGUACAGCCUCCACAACGAAAAGAAGACCUGGCAGAAGGGCAGCACCCAAGCCAAUGCUUGGAGAAGAGCCUAGCAAGGAACGUAGUGAGGCUGCUCUCGUUGCUAAGAUCAUGAAGCAGUUCGUUGGACCAGCAGCAGCUAAUCCAGACGAACUUACAGAGGAUCUUGAUUUGAUGAAGGUCGACACGAGGUGGCCUGUCAGGUAA